AUGACGAAUUCUGACACAGAUGUGAAGCUAGAAAUGGUUGACGAAGGACUGGACAAUAUACCUGUCCAAGGUUCUCUGUCUUCACCAUAUCAACCAACUAGUGGAAACAUUGGAGAUCCCAACUUUAAUUCUCUCGAUGAACCUGUUAGAGACACUAUUAUGAGGGACAUUAAAGCAGUAUGCACCAAAUUUAAACAUGUAAUUCGUCCAUCUGAUAAGAAAUGUAUCCUAAAGGAUUGGGAUUUAUGGGGCCCUCUUUUUCUCUGCACUUUAAUGGCCAUGAUUUUACAAGGAGAUGAAAACAUAAAUGAUUUUCACGAUGGAGGACCUGAGUUUGCUGAGGUUUUUGUCAUCGUUUGGGUCGGAUCAGUGAUAGUUACUGUGAACUCGAAACUCCUUGGAGGAAAUAUAUCAUUCUUCCAGAGUGUAUGCGUCCUCGGAUAUUGUCUUCUACCAAUGGCUAUAGCAUUAAUAGGUUGUAAAGUUGUGCUGACAAUUCAGUACAGUUUUGUAAAUGGUCACUAUCCAAUUGUAUUCUAUACUUUAAGGUUUUGGAUAACGUUGUUUGCACUCCAUUGGACUUGUAAAGCCGUUUGGAAAUUCCUUGCAGACGUUCAUCCCAGCGAAAGGAGGGGUCUUGCGAUGUAUCCGAUUUUCUUAUUUUACAGUAUGAUGGGUUGGCUUGUUCUUUCCUAUUCCGUUUAA
Messenger RNA from Nezara viridula (southern green stink bug), 705 nucleotides. NCBI's taxonomy places the organism in Eukaryota, Metazoa, Arthropoda, Insecta, Hemiptera, Pentatomidae. The record is from the annotation of a GenBank genome assembly.